AUGGGCGCCAAGCGGGAGGGAGCGGACGGGGAGGGGCGCACGGAUGGGGAUGGCGAGGGCGGAGGGGCGGGAAGGGGGGAGGGCGGCGGGAGGACGGAAGUCGGCAUGGGCGGGCGGUGCGUGGCGCGCGCUGCAAGGCUGGGCACUCAAAACACGGCAGACGAGGAGGCGCCGCUGAUGGCGGGCGGCGUGACCCGGCGCGCGCCCCCGCGCGCGUGCGGCUACGGCUACGGCGGCUCGGGCGGCGGCGGCGGCGGCGGCUACCCCGGCGGCAGCUACACCGAGGUCGAGUAUCACCGCGGCCGGAAGCCGUCCAUGUCGGGCAGCCUGAUCGGCUCGGUCGUCGGGCUCUUCCUCCUCGCCGGCGCGACCGCGCUGCUGUGGACGAACGAGGGCUCGGCGGUCGCGGCCCAGUACGGGCUUCUCGAGGCGGAGAGGCACCACGCGGCCGGCACGGGCGGCGUGGCGCACCUGAGCGGGGAGCUUCGCGGCCGCGGCGACGGCAUGCUGCGCGACGACGCCUUCGACGUCCACGCGGCGGCCAUCUGGCUGGAGCGGGUGGCGGAGGUGUACCUCUGGAAGGAGCACGCGCACGAGAGCCGCAGAAAGGUGCCCGACGGGAGGGGCGGCACGAUGACGGAGACGGUAAAGACGUACUCGUACCGGGAGCAGUGGUCGAGCCGCGAGGUGCGCUCGGCCGAGUUCCGAGACCCGCGCGCGCCAGCCAACCCGAGCUUCGACGAGGCGCUGCGCGACGCGGGGCCCGGCUUCUCGAACGAGCGGUGGAGCCAGCCGGUGACGCUGCAUGGGCUGCAGCUCGCGCGCGGGCUGCUGCAGCAAGCCGGCGACGGGGAGAGGCUCGGCCACAGCGUCUACGCGCCGGGCUGCGAGGGCGGCCGGCCGGCGAUCGGGUGCGCUCGCCUCUCGUGGAAGCACGCGCCGCUCGGCGAGGUGAGCGUCCUCGCCCGCCGCGCGAGAGACGGGCUCGAGCCGUGGGUCGCCUCGUCGGGCUUCGAGCUCGCGAUGCUGCGGCGCGGCCAGCACACGCCGGCGGCCAUGUUCGCGGCCGCGGCGGGCGCCAACGCGGCGUGGAAGUGGGGCAUGCGCGCGCUCGGCGGCGUCCUCGUCUGGGCGGGGUGGGGCCUCGUCCUCGGCCCGUUCUCGUACCUCGCCUCGUGGGUGCCUCUUCUCGGCGGUCUGGUGGGGUGCGCGGUCGGGCUGCUCGCGCUCAGCCUGGCCGCCGCGCAGACCCUCGUGGUCGUCGCGCUGGCGUGGCUCUGGUACCGGCCCCUCCUCUCGGCCACCCUCCUCGCCCUGGCGGCCGCCUCGUUGUUCCUCGGCUACGGAAGCCUCCGCAGCCUCCGCCGCGGCGGUGCGCGCGCGGCCGCGGCCAGCGCGCCGAGGCCGGCGGCGUCGGCGGCGUCGGCCGCGGCCGCAGCGGCCACUGCACGGGCGACGGGCGACUCCCCUGCCUCCGUCCAAGUUGGGGACAGGCUGGCGCAGCUCAAGUCGAUGCUGGACCGGGGCCUGAUCACCCAGGCGGACUACGACGCCAAGAAGGAGGAGCUGCUCAGCAGGAUGUGA
This is a messenger RNA of Emiliania huxleyi CCMP1516, 1584 nucleotides long. RefSeq lists its product as hypothetical. Bases 1 to 1584 code for a protein of 527 amino acids. The record is from RefSeq and is a predicted model, not a curated record. Gene Ontology annotation, biological process: nuclear membrane organization. The transcript is spliced from 2 exons. Gene Ontology annotation, cellular component: nuclear inner membrane. NCBI's taxonomy places the organism in Eukaryota, Haptophyta, Isochrysidales, Noelaerhabdaceae.